CCCGCACGGGAAGGAAGCAGAAAAAGGGGAACCGGCCCCAUCGUCUCACACUAUACUAGAUUCUCAGGACUGAAAGCCGCUGCCCUGGGAGGACCACACAGAGGGGCAGCCUCGGCCUCCCCCUAGUAACUCUGAGGCUUCCAGGUGGACACCAGAGGCUCGAAGCCACGGAACAGCAAGAAUCGAAGACAUCCUUCAGUCACUUCUGCUCAACCAGGGUCUGGCAGUGGCUCCCAUGGGGUCUGUGAGUUCUCGAAGUCACACGGCGGAAGCCCAGGUGGUGAUGAUGGGCCUGGACUCGGCCGGCAAGACCACGCUCCUGUACAAACUGAAGGGCCACCAGCUGGUGGAGACCCUGCCCACCGUGGGUUUCAACGUGGAGCCCCUCGAGGCCCCCGGGCAGGCAUGCCUCACCGUCUGGGACGUCGGGGGCCAGAGCCCGCUCAGGGCCAGCUGGAAGGACUACCUAGAGGGCACGGCCGUCCUCGUGUUUGUGCUGGACAGCACAGACGACGCCCGCUUGCCCGAGGCAGUGGCUGAGCUCACGGAGGUCUUGGAGGACCCCCACCUGGAUGGCGUCCCCCUCCUGGUGCUGGCCAACAAGCAGGAGGCACCCCACGCCCUGCCAUUGCCCGAGAUCCGAGACAGGCUAGGCCUGCAGAGGUUCCCGGGGCUCUGCUGGGAGCUGCGGGCCUGCAGUGCCCUCACCGGUGAGGGGCUGCCUGAGGCCCUGGGGAGCCUGAGGCGUCUCCUGAGCUACCGCAGCCCCCCGAGUCUCUAGGUGAGUGCAGGGGGCGGCUGUCGGGAAACCUGAGAGCCUCAAUCUCGGCAGAGCAGCCUGUCUUCUCUGCUCUUACAGACUGGAACACCAGCUAAUCCUGAAGGGUUCUGUUUAUUAAACAAGGAACCCUCCUAGGCUCAGACACGA
Molecule: messenger RNA, 928 nt
Organism: Capra hircus (goat)
Lineage: Eukaryota; Metazoa; Chordata; Mammalia; Artiodactyla; Bovidae
Gene: ARL11
Product: ADP ribosylation factor like GTPase 11
Exons: 3
Coding region: 236-781 (181 amino acids)
Biological process (GO): vesicle-mediated transport; intracellular protein transport
Cellular component (GO): cytoplasm
Molecular function (GO): GTPase activity; GTP binding
Source: RefSeq, a predicted model, not a curated record